Molecule: messenger RNA, 22208 nt
Organism: Caenorhabditis auriculariae
Lineage: Eukaryota; Metazoa; Nematoda; Chromadorea; Rhabditida; Rhabditidae
Source: the annotation of a GenBank genome assembly
AUGGCCGCCCUGGCCUCGUUCACCCGCAACAACCGCAGCUACGGACAGCAGAUCGACGUCACCGCCCAGGUUUUUUUUCUAGUAGUUUUUGAUCGGAAGCAAAUUCGAAAAACUUAAGAAAGGAAAAAUCAAUAAAGUUAAGUGAAAAAAUUCGAAAAGAAACUCUGGGAAAUGUUUAGUGGCCACUAUAGGGUUUUGACGUUUUAGUGGCCACCUAAAGGGUUCAAAAUAAGUGGCCACUUCAGGGGUCUCAGUGCUACCACUAUCCCACUAAAAACUUCAGUGGCCACUUUAAGGCUUUGACGUUUUAGUGGCCCCUAUAGGAGUCAAAUUAGUGGCCACUUUAGGGGUUAAAAAAUUAGUGGCCACUAUAGAGGUCUUAGUGCUACUACUAGACCAUAAAAAAUCUAGUGGCCUCUAUAGGGUUUUGACGUUUCAGUGGCCACUAUGGAAGUCGAAUUAGAGGCCAUUUAAGGGGUCACCAUUUAGUUGCCAGUGUAGAGGUCUCAGUGCUACUACUAGACCAUAAAAAAACCUAGUCGCCACUAUAGGGCUUUGACGUUUUAGUGGCCACUAUAGGAGUCAAAUUAGUCGCCACCUAAGGGGUUCAAAACAAGUGGCCACUUUAGGGGUCAAUGGAUCAUCAUAACCGGUCCAAUCUGUUUGUUUUAAUAUUAUCAGAGUUACUGGAAGGAAUACUGGAUGAAAAACUACUGAAGUGGCCACUAAAACGGAAAAUAGUGGCCACUAUAGAAAUGGGUUUAGGGGCCACUUUAGUGUCCUUUCCAAAUAGACCUUGGCAAGCCUCUACAGUGGCCACUAAAAAAUUUCCCAACCAAAAAUGAAGGGAAUUUUGGAGAAGGGGAAAAAAGAGCUUUCGAAGGCCUUACCAACAAAAAAAGUGAAAGUUUCAAAAAUUGUUUUUACGCGCCUUUUUGAAAAAAAAAGGACGUUUCAUCAUCUUUUUCUGAAAUCUUCUUCCCUCCGAAAACAUUCGAAAUCAAUUUUUCAGGGUCAACGCUCUGCUUCGUUGGAAACCAGUGGCCGCGCAGCUUCACAGUUAGUUUUUAUUUUCUUUUUUAGGUUCCUGUGAAAUGAAAUAAUAAGCAGAAUUUGGGAGCUUGGAAAAAGUGAAAAUAUACUGAGAGGCCAGCAUAACGUAAAAAAAAAAAUAAUUUCAACAUUUUUUGGUAUUUUUUCUUUUUCCGAGUUUAAGCGUCUCUAAAAACUAGCCCAGUCGAGUGAGACUGUACUAGAAGCUAUACAAAUUGCGAGCCAUAACAGAGAAAAAGAGAGAAAAAGGCUCUGAUGACUAUUUACGGCUCUUUUCGUGGCUAUUUUUGGGACCAUCUGCGUCCUUUCUUUGCUCAUUCCUUUUUUCCGACUGUUGUUUUUUUUUUUGCACGUUUUGCGUGCUGUACAUUCGAGAAGGAUUGGAUCCGUUUGAAGCUUUUGUCGUUUUUAGCCAAUUUUGAGGUCUUUUUCGUGUUUUUAAGAUCUUGAAAGCACACGAAUUUCUUCAUAGAUCGUUUUUUCCAGUUUAUAAUGUCAAUUAGUUUCGAAUUUUAUUGAGAUCGAACGAAGCUUGAAUUUCUCAAUCAUGAGAUUUAGUUCAAUGUUGACUUUGGCUUGAUUUUUAAAAGCAAGUGUUCAAAAUUUGAGUUAAAAACAGGUUGAAUAUUUGAAAAAAGUUUCAAAGUUGAAGAAAAAAGUGUUUUGAGCUUCAUGUUUCCAUUGAUUUUUUUCAAACCUAUUUUUUUCCUGGAGAUAAUCUCAGGACUUUAUUUAAUUUUUAAAUCGGUUCUUUGAGAUUUUAGCCAUAGUUUUCAUAUUCUCUUGCUUCUUAGGUUAUGAUUGAGCAUAUAGAACGAAGAUUAAUUUAUUUUGAAGUUCAAAUUCAACCUUAAAAAAUAAGAUCUUAUAUUGUCACAAGUUAACGAAAAUGGGAGAUUUCUUGUAGAGGCUGAAAAGUACUGUCUGACAUGAAAAAAGUCAGAAUUUACAAAGUUUUCUAACAUUUUUCUUUCUAUUUUGACAAGUGUUCAAUUUUUCAAUUUUUUGAGCUCGUUUUCGUGUUUUCUUUUGGCUUUUUGAAGCAUUUUUCAGAAGUAGAAAGCUGUCUGGGAAUAACUUUUGUGGCCACUCAAGGGGUUCUUCAAGGAUCACUUGGAGAGGACACUAAGAUGUCCACUAAAACUAGUGUUUUAGUGGCCCCUAUAGUAAUUCUCUUAUAGGGGCGACUAAAGCGUCAAAACCCUGAAGUGCCCACCUAGAAUUUUCGCAGGAGCUUCAUCCAAGCCAAUAUUUGAACUCGUCUCGUUAUUCCCGAUCUUCAGAAGGUUUCGGGCUUUUGUAAAUUGAUUGAAUGGAGCCUGAACAUAGAUAUGCAAAUACAGAAUCAUUCAGCUCGGGAGGAGGAGUUGGAACCAUAGGAAUAAAUCAAGUUUCAAUCUCAGGGAGGCGGUUUUAGCCACAAUAACACAAGUUGGAGCCUGAGAGAGGUAGUAUUAACUUUAAUUUAAAAGGACUAGGGAGAAAUGGUCUGCAUUUGUAUGAGCUUGGAGAAGCUUCAGAUUCGAUCCAACCUACCAUUCUUUUCCUUGCCGUUUCCCUCCUCACGUACACCAAAAAUCGCCGGUGACUGUGCCAAUUGUAUGCGUGUGUCUGUGUGUGUGUGUGUGGACAGUCCUGAGCGCGGCUCUUGGAUGUUUAUACUGAAAGACUGGCCGAUCAGGUUCUGUUCGGGCCGCGUGUGCCUUCUCCCCGACCGACGCGUGUCCGAAUUGUGCCGUUCCACCACCACUUUCUUGUCAGUUUUUCCACCCUUGUUCAUUUUUUCCUAGAGAUCUUGUAUCGCGGUCUUUUUGAGUUGAGUUUCCAGUUUCUUUUUUGACUUUUGUCGGUAUUAAGAACAAGGUGAUUUUGUUAAAUUUUGCAUAAGCUCGGAAAUCGAUGAUGAGGUUUUUGACAAUGAAGAGGUUUCUCAAGGACUACUUGGAGAGGACACUAAAGUGACCACUAAAACCACCUCUACAGAAGCAACUGGUUUAGUGACCUCUAUAGUAGUUCUCCGUUCCACCAAUCCGACGACUAUAAUGGACACUAAAACUUCAAAACCCUAAAGUGACCACUUAAAACUUUCUCAGGAGCUUCAUCCAAGCCGAAAUUUGUUUCUAUCUCAGUGGACCUUAAGCUUCACCUUAACAGCUCUUGAUUUUCAAAUUUACCUAAAGAAAUUAAGGUUUACCUUGACUUUCACGACUUCAGAACUCAAUUGAAGUCAUUCAAAACACCUUGGCCGCACGUGGAAUGGGUGUAAAAGUUGCGGUUUUAAAAUUAGGUGUUUUUGAGAUGCGCCCGACUUGAAACGACUCUCGCACUGGUCUAUUUGAAACCUUGGAAUACGUCAAAUGAAAUUUUUGAACGAGCCGCCGCGCGACCGCAUCGCGUUGAGCCAUUCCAAAUGCGACCAUUGCGACAAAAACCAAUGGAACUUCUUACGAACUUUCAAAGUGACCUUUAAAAAAUUCAAGUUUGAACAUUUUUCGAUCUAUCAACAUAAUCUCUAGAUUAUUAACAACUAGAAUUUUGCAAAAAGACAUAAAAGUAAAGUGACAAAAAUCUUGAAACAUAACAAAAAAACGAGACAAUAGGAAGUUAUCAGAGCGUGAUGAAAACGCCAUUCAUCAUAUCCAGAUAUCAGAAUCACGCCUUUUUUCUCCCGCACCUUUUCAUCGACACAAUUUUCUCGUUUUUCCCGUUCUUUCUGACGUCUUUUUCCAAAUAUUUUUUUGAAACUUGGAGAAUCUUGUGAUUUUGAGAAGUUUUGAAAGAGGUCUUUAGAGUUUUCGAGCGUUUUUUGUUGUUACAAGUUGAAAAAUUAGUUUUAAGGGUUCAGACUGAGGAAAGUUUGAAAUAAAUGAUGGUUUAUGUAGAGUUUUUGGUAGAUUUUUUCACUUUUUCGAUUUUUUGAGUUUUUCUUCUGGCGGUUCUAUUACAGGAAUUCGAUAAAUCAAUGAAUUGAUAACAUUUUUUUCAUUUUCAGAAGCUUUUUGUGAUGAUUUAAACUUUUUCAAAGAGCCUUUUUCUUCAUUUUUCUGGAAUCACUCAAACAUACAAAAUUUAAAAAAAUGACGAUUUAUCUAUAUUUUUUUCGAUGUUUCUUCAAAGUCAUUGGUUCGAUUUUUUUCAAUUUUUGGCGAUUUUGAAGAUUUUAUUAUCAGCAAUGCUUUCAAGAUUUUUUUAGUCGGUAAAAUUUUUUUUCAUAAAGCUUUUCUUGAAAUAUUCACACUACAAAAAUAGAAAAAAUAUGGUUUUUCGUCGAUUUUUUUAUGCUUUUUUUCAGUGAUAAGUUUGAAUUUUUCCGGUUUUUUUCUGCGAUUUUGAGAAUGUAGGGGCAAUUUUGAGAAUUUUAAUACUCUUAGAAGUUCUUUCACAGCAUUAUGGAACUUUUCAAGCUUUUUUUCGUUCAGUUAAUUUUGAAAAAAUUUUUUUUUGAAUGGUUGUUUCAAUUUCUUUCACUCUUGCAAUGCUAUUUCUCCAUAAUCCCAUAUUUUCUUUCAUUUUUUUUUGUUUUUCUUUUUUUUCCAAGAAAAACAGAGCUCCAGACACUGAAGUCCAUUAGAGCGCGUCUGGAGUUUUAUUGAUACUUUGGCUGUAAAAUGUUCCCCUCCCUGCGGUUUCGUAUAUAUAUUUAUUUGAACAUUUAUUUUCCGGCCACGAAAAUGAAAUGCACAUUUUGCACACAUAUUUUGUGGGAAAUUGUGUGUUUUUGUUAUUUUUUUCUUGGAAAAUCUUCGUUUUUUUGAAAUUAAAAAAAUUAAAACUUUUCGAUAAUCAAGGCCUUUUUGAUGUUUUUAAGAGGUUUCGGUAUUGCGAAAUUCAUGGUUCUUAGAUUUUUCUGAAUUUCAAGAUCUUUACCAAAAAGUUGCUCCUCAUAUUUUUGAGCUUUACAAGGUCCUAUUGGAAAAAUACUUGAAAAAUCAUAAAUUUUCUAGUUUUUCAUAGUUUUGAUGAUUUUGAUUGUAUCAUAUUCUAUCAUUUUUCGAAAACUUAUUAGACUUUUUUUUUACUCGGAAUGGCGUUAAAAUCGAAAAAAAAUCCCAAGGAGAACUGACUUUUAAAAAAAAUUCUUUCAUUUUUUUUGGCUUUUUUUGAAACAUUUUUCAGCAAAAGAGAUGAUUUUUUUCAUCUUUUCCUAUCAUAUUUUCAGAAAAAAAGUCUUAUAUCGAAGAAAAUUUGGAGAAAAAAACUUUUUUUCCAUUUUUUUGAGCAUUUUUUUGAAGCAUUUUUUGAAGCAUUUUUUUGAAGCAUUUUUUUGACUCAAUAAAACAGUUUUUCUGAGCUUUUUUUCAUCAUAAUAUUAAAGAAAAAAAGGAAGAAAAUCUGAUUGAAACAUCCCAUUUUUUUGACAGUUUUUUUAAACAGAAAAAAAAUAUAAUUUUUUUAAAAAAAUCUUUUUCUUUUUGUAUCUUCAAAACAGGCUUGAUUUGGGCCUGAAAAAUCAAAAAGAAAUUUGAAAGACCGAAAUUUUCAACUUUUGAUCGAUUUUUGAAGCAUUUUUUUGAUUGGAUAAAACAGUUUUUUUCAGCUUUUUUUAUCAUUUUAUCGAAGGGAAAUGAAGAAAAAAACGGACUGAAACACUCCAUUUUUUGACAGUUUUUUUGAAGCAUUUUUGACCGAAUUUUUCCUAACUUUUUCGAUCAUAUUCCCAAAAAGAUGUAGGAAAAAUGACCGAAAUUUUCAAUUUUUGAUCGAUUUCGAAGCAUUUUUGAUCGUUUGGGAUGAUUUUCUCAGCUGUUUCGAUCAUAUUAUGAGAGAAAAAUGAACAAAAAAUGACUGAAACUUCCCAUUUUUGACAGUUUUUGAAGCAUUUUUGACCGAAUAGGAUGAUUUUUCCAGCUUUUUCGGUCAUUUCCCCAAAAAAUGUAGGAAAAAUGACCGAAAUUUUCAAUUUUUGAUCGAUUGGGAUGAUUUUCUCAGCUGUUUCGAUCAUAUUAUGAGAGAAAAAUGUAGAAAGAAUGACUGAAAAUUUCCCAUUUUUGACAGUUUUUGAAGUAUUUUUAAUUUUUGGGAUGAUUUUCUUAGCUGUUUCGAUCAUAUUAUCAGAAGAAAAGGAAUAAAGUUCGAUUGAAACACCCAAUUUUUGACAGUUUUGAAGAAAUGAAUGAUGAUUUUCUCAGCUUUUCCCAUCAUCUUCUCAAUGAAUAUGCUUUCGGAGACCUUGGCGCGAAUCAAAACGUGAUUGAUUUCGGUGUGAGAUCCGAGUGGCCGAAAGAUGAAUUGUGUUGGGAGAGAUUUUCGAGAGGAAAUGACCAUUUGGCCGGCUUCCAACGGCUUUUCUCUCCUUCGUAUGUUAUAUUGUUGGGCAAUCGAGGCUUUUAUUGGCUUCUUUGGCUUGAUUUAUCGUUUUGUGACUUUUGAAAUGACUGAAAUGCGUUGUGAGAACUGUCUAGAACUUCAAAAAUCAAAGAAAUCACCUCGAAUUUUAAAGGCAUAGGGGCAGUAAAAAACGGUGUUUCAGUUCAAAGCAGUAAUUUAUAGAGCUUUUCAUCGCAAAUCGAACGGUGAACUUGAAAACGUACAGAAGUUCCUAGUUUUGGAGAAAAAUUAAUUCAAAGUCGGAGAGAGAAAAGUUUGAGUUCCCGCGAAAAGGGCGUUUUGCAGCAAAGUUGCUCUAUGGACAACACGCUUUGCCGUCUUCCGGAUUUUCCCUUUUUUCUUCGUUUUUUUCAAUUUUCGAUUUUUUCUGUUGUCACCAAAGUUCUUUUCGUCACAAAAGCUUACUAUUCAUGUAUAGUUUGCAAACUUUAAUCGCAAAAACGCUUCUCUGGUGAAAAAUGAUGAUUUUACACAGGCUUCGAUUGGGAUAGCGAUUAUUUGUGUUUUCUUUAUUAUCAAUGUGUUUUUCUGUUUUUCUUAAUCGAUUUUUCAAAAAAGAAAUCCUUAAUUUGAAGCAGAUAUCCAGUUAUUUCUCACAAAAUGCGAGUCUAAUGAGACGUCCGCAACAUCGCGUGCACGGCUACUGUAAACAGUUGUCCGUAGGCCGAUCCAUAGCUUUUUUCAAAAUUGAAGGCGGGAAAGUAAAAUCGCGUUUUUCUUCUAAAAUUGUCACAUCUGUAAUUUUUUUGAGUACACCAUUCGAUUCGCAAUGAAAAACUAUAUAAGAUACUGCUUUCACCUGAAACCCCAUUUUCUACUGCCCCUAUGCCUUUAAAAAUUCCUCAGCAACUUGUCAGAGUUUUCUGAUGCCUUUGAAAUUUCGCAUAAAAAUUAUUUUCGUCUGAAAGUUCGAAAGGGUCAAGGGGUCCAAGGACAUUGGAAAAAUCCAGAAAAAACACCUGAUUUACUUCAUGAUCAAGAUAUUUUACAAAAAAAGGCUUCUUUGGCUUGAUUUUUCGUUUUCCGACUUUUGAAAUGACUAAAAUGCGUUGUGAUCUUGAUUUUAUGAACCGUUUUUUUUUUAAUUGAUCUUCUUUUUUGGGUUGAAAUUUCAUAUGGCACGGGGUAAAUUUCAUUUUUUUAUAGGUUUCGGUAGCUUGAUAGAAGAAAAAAAUAUUCUUAUUUUUAAUGUUUUUUUCCGGGAUUUUAAACAAUUUUUUUGGUUUUUUUGAAAAGACCAUUUCUUCAUGCUUUUGAUAGUUUUUGAAUAAAAUAUACAAUUCGUUUUUUUCGAUUUUUUUCGAUUCGAUUGAAGUAAGCCCGUUUUUCUAGAAAGUUUGAAAUCUGAAAGUUCGAAUUUUUUUGUUGUUUCAUUUACAUUUUAUGACUUGGAAUAAGUGAAAUUUGACUAUUCCCUUGCAUUUUUUUGAGUAUUGGUUAGGUUUUUUUGUGAAUUUUUUUGAAGUAAAUCAGGGUUCUUUUUCUGGAUUUUUUUCAAUGUCCUUGGACCCGUUGACCCUCUCGAACUUUCAGACGAAAAGAUUUCAAAAGCAUCAGAAAAUUCUGACAAGUUCCUGAGGAAUUUUUCAAGGUGAUUUCUCUGAUUUUUGAAGUUCUAGACAGUUCUGAGAGCUUUAUCGAAGCUUGAGAAAGAACGCGAAAAAAUUUGACAUCUGCAAAAUUUUAAAGAACCAAAAGAUUCUAACAUUUUUAGACCUUUUUUUCUGAAAAAAAUUUUUGCAAUUUUGAGAAGUUUGAUCAAUUUUUUUGAAGCUCUAGAAGAAUCUGAGAGCCUUGUCGAUGCCUAAGAAAGAACGGGAAAAGUUUUUUUCACUGGUUAAUUUCAAGAGGAACCGGAAGACUCAAAUCUUUAGACCUUUUCUGAGAAAUUUUACAAGUUCUGGCUGAUUUUAUUCAUUUUUAAAGUUUUAGUAGACUCUGAGAACCUUAUCAACCCCUUAGAAAGAACGGAAAACGUUUUUUUUUUUUGCUUCAAAACCCCCAGAAGAACCAGAAAAGAACAUUUUCAGUUGUUUCAAAUUGGCGAACAGUUGUCGAGAGUCAUUCUGACACGAUGAUUGAGAAGUUGCACCUCCAUCGGUGUUCCCCUUGAAGUUUCUCACUAUUUGUAACUUUUUCCCUCCGAAAAGUUGAAGUUUAAAAUGUGUGCCACGGCACUGAGUAGUACAAUCACAGAGUUCGAGAUGAGUUGCAGCUUUUGAAGAAAAAAAAUGAAAAUUGUCAAUGGAGCGCAUAAUCUCACAAAAAAUUCGAAUUAUCGAUUUUUUUUAACUUUAAAUGUGGAGCAUGUUUUUAACAGUUGAAAGAACUCUAUGUGAAAAACUGGAGUAAAUUUUACAUUUAUCUGAAAAUUUUGCAGCGUUUAAAAGCUGAAAUGGCUUCAGAAAAAGAAAAACACUGAAAUUUGUCAAUGGAGCGCAAAAAAACAUCGGAGAGCUCAAAUUAUUGAUUUUUUUUGUUAUUUAGAAAAGUCGAGAAUAAUUUAAACAACUGAGAGGACCUCAUGUGAAAAACGGGAGUAUCCUUCUUUAUUUUUUGUCCGUGGAGCGCAGAAAACCGAGAUUCCAUAAAUUUUUGCGGCGAUUUUUUCCUUCCACUUUCAACCUCUUGAGACCCCAAAAAUUGUCAGUCAUUGUUAGAUUUUUGCUCCCUUUUUACGACCUUUGCUCUUUUUUGCUCUGUGAGUUAUAUCGUGCUCCGAAUGCUCUUCUCUCCUGGGACUUGGAAGAAAUUGAGAAACGAACCUUUUGGUGUUACAACGACGAAUAUCUGCGGACAUUCGUUCAUUCGAACAUUGUAGUGGAUCCAACGCGUUUUUUUCAUGUUCUUUUGUCUUUCUGCGUUUCUCGACGGGUUUCUUUUUUGGGUUUUCGGAGCUUUUCUUCAGUUUUUAGUUCAGUUUCAUUGCUCAGUGAACUUAUGAUUUAUUUUUUCGAAUCAAAGAGAUUCUGGUCUUGAGACAGUUUCUGAUAUUUUUCUUGAAUUUUCUUGGUCGCAUGGAGAAUGGCUCACCGCGUUGCGGUCGCAAAGCGGUUUUUAGAAUUUCGCCCGACUCAAAGCGACUUACGCAUGUUUACAUUACUAUGAUGGUCGAAGAAAUGUUUGGAACAAGCUGCAAUGCUUAGAGCCAUUCCAAAUGCGACCAGAAUUUCGGGAUUUGAGCAAAAUUGAAGAGAAUCACUUCCUCAUACAGUUUUAAAACUUUGACCACUUUUUUGAGCUUUCUCAUCGUUUUGAAAUGGAUCAGCGCGUUGCGACUGCGAAAAGGAUUUUCAAGCUGCGCCCGACCAGAAGCUACUUUCGCGUGCCAUUAUUGGAAGCCUUAAUGUCGAAGAUGCAUGCAACCAGAACUACAGGGCGAUCGGGAAGCUUUGAGCCAUUCCAAAUGCGGCCAGAUGACUUCAAAAAGACUUUUACUUAAUGAUUGGUCGCAUUUGGAAUGGAUAAACGCUUCUGAAAUGAUGCGCCCGACUAAAAAUGACUCCCGCCAAAUGCAAUUUCGAGCCGUGAAGCUUUGAGCCAUUCCAAGUGCGACCAGUUGACUUCAAAAAGAGAUUUUUACUUAAUGAUUAGUCGCAUUUGGAAUGGAUAAACGCUUCUGAAAUGAUGCGGCCGCCUAAAAAUGACUUUCGCGAGAUGCUAUUUUGAGCCGUGAACUUUUGAGCCAUUCCAAGUGCGACCAGAUGAUUUCAAAAACGGGUCGCUUUGUUUAUGAUCUCCCUUAUAACAGUUUGGUCGCAUUUGGAAUGGAUAAACGCUUCUGAAAUGAUGCGCCCGACUAAAAAUGACUCCCGCCAAAUGCAAUUUCGAGCCGUGAAGCUUUGAGCCGUUCCAAGUGCGACCAGUUGACUUCAAAAAGAGAUUUUUACUUAAUGAUUAGUCGCAUUUGGAAUGGAUGAACGCUUCUGAAAUGAUGCGGCCGCCUAAAAAUGACUUUCGCGAGAUGCUAUUUUGAGCCGUGAGCUUUUGAGCCAUUCCAAGUGCGACCAGAUGAUUUCAAAAACGGGUCGCUUUGUUUAUGAUCUCCCUUAUAACAGUUUGGUCGCAUUUGGAAUGGAUAAACGCUUCUGAAAUGAUGCGGCCGACUAAAAAUGACUUUCGCGAGAUGCUAUUUCGAGCCGUGAACUUUUGAGCCAUUCCAAAUGCGACCAGUAAGACUUCAAGUUGUUUCAAUACAACUUUUUUCCCAAUCAACAGUGUUGAACGGAAGGAAAAACGAGAUCCUCCUUUUUUUUUUUCCUAUCCAUUUCUCACUCUCACUUAAUGCUUCUUCGUCUUUUUUCUUUUUCUUCGUCUUCUGCUUCAAACCCAUCCCCCCACGUUUAUUAUAUGUAUUAAACCAAACGGAAAGUGUUUUCCACUAGAAAUUGUAAAGCUUUUCCUUUCCUGAUGACUUUUUUGAAAAAAGAGGAAUUUGUGUAUUUUUCCGGUUCUCUUGGACGUGAGCCGUUGACCACACGGUGUCGAGUUUCAUUUCUUUUUUUUUGAGUCCGGGACAGUUUUUUUCCGCUCUUUUUUUGAAGUUUUUUUGGCGAAUUUUUUUGAGCUUAAAGGAUUUUUUUAAAUCUGAAGCUUUGAAACAAUUUUUUUCUUAUUGGGAGGUUUUGGCAUAAAAAAAGCAUUGGAAAAGUUAUUUUGAAAAAAAUUUUUCAUUUUUUUCGAAAAAAAUUUUUUUAGGAUUUUUUUGCAAGAAAAAAAUGAUCAUUUUUUUGAUUUUUUUCUCAAGUUUAUUAUAGACAUUUGGUCAAGCUAAAAAAAUAAUCUCAAUUCCGAAAACUCCUUUUUUUGAUAAUUUUGAGCUCCUCAACUUUAUUUUUCAUCGUUUUGAGGGGAAUUUUGCGAUUUUAUCAAGAUUUCCUUGUUUUUUUAUAUUCAUUUUUUUGAAAGUUUUUGAUCUUUUUUUCUAUGCAACCUUUGCCGUUAUCAAGAAAUAAUUCCAAAAAAAUGGCCCAAAAACUUCAAAUUGUAUUUUUUUGAACAUUCAAAGUUUUGUAUUCGAUCUGAAAAAAACUUUUUAUUUGUAUUCUCGUUUUUUUAUUCCCUAUAGAACCAUUUCAAGUGGAAAACAUGGUUGUUGACUUUUGAGGAACUCGUUUUUUUCUGAUUGUUACCCGAUUUUAUAGGUACUUUUAUUGAGGAAUUCCGUUUGCAACGUCGAUUUUGCUAGGUUUUUCCCGUAAAUAGGCUCAUUUUCUUUGCAGAAUUUGAUCCAAUGGGAAAAUUUUCACUUUGAAUUUUUUCUCAAGUCCAUUUUUAAAGGCUGUUCAUAGGCACCCGAGCGUCACAUUUUGCAGAAGGGAUUCCCCCAUUUUCUCCAAAAAGUGAGAGAGAGAAAAGGUCGGUCAUAAAACAACAGGAAACAGGAAAAUGGCGGCGUGUGAAAAACACGAGAAAAUACCGGUACCUGUAGGAAAUUGGACACUUUUUUUUGCACGCGAGACAGAAAACAAACACGGGUGCUUUUUGGGGCGUUUGCGGUCGCGUCGCGGUUCUUAAGGCUUGAGAAAAGUUCAGAAUGAAAAUCACAGGGGUUUUUGAGCCUAAUAAAGCUUAUUUGGACAGAAAAGUCAGUUUUCAAUACGUUGCGGUCGCGUCGCGGUUUUCGAGGCUCAAAAAAAACGUUCUGAAUUGAAAUGAGAGGUUUUUUGAGGCUCUCAAGGUUUUUUUUUACUAGACAAAAAAGUAAUAGCUUCCGAUACGUUUCGGUCGCGUCGCGGUUUUCGAGACUUGAGAAAGGUUCCAGAAUGAAAAUCACAGGGAUUUUUGAGCCUAAUAAAGCUUAUUCGUACAGAAAAGUCCGUUUUUCCGAUGCGUUUGCGGUCGCGUCGCGGUUUUUGAGGCUUGAAAAUAAUUCAGUAUCUUAAUGAGAGGUUUUUCGAGGCUAUCAAGAUUAGACGAAAACUUUAAUAUUUUCCGAUGCGUUUGCGGUCGCGUCGCGGUUUUCGAGACUUGAGAAAAAGUUCAGAAUGAGAAUCACAGAGAUUUUUAAGGCUAAGAAAAUUUAUUCGGACAGAAAAGUCCGUUUUUUUCCGAUGCGUUUGCGGUCGCGUCGCGUUUUUAAAAAUUCAUUGGCUGGAUUUUCAAGUGAUUCAAAAACAAUUCAAGCUCUAAGAAUCGUCAGAAAGCUUCAUUUAAACAUCAGACAGUUUUUUCCUCUCAUUCCGCCUUUAACUGGUACUUUAUGAUCGCAUUUAGAAUGGCUUAGAACAUCGCGGUCGAAGCGAUGCCAACAGUCGCAAGUCGUUUCAAGUCGGGUGCACUUUCAAACCAGCCAGAUCCAUUCUACGAAACCAGAAAAAUUCAAUAUCAUUCCCAAAUUUGCCCUUCAAAGAUGAAAAAUUGGAAGAAAGUCGGAAAUCUGGUUCCAAGCCCCUCGAGUGACCACUUCAAUAUACGUCCAUUAGGAGAAGGAUGGAAGUUAAUUGGCCAGAAUUUAUGUUUUCGACGAUUUCCCAACCUGCGGCGGAGGUCGUCCACCUCUUAUUCUCUCUGGAUUUGAAGGUCUUGGAUGGAUUUUUAGUUUGUAGUUUGCUUAUAGAGGGUCAAAAAUUAGAAAUUUUGAAAAAUUAAAUUUUUUUUCUAGUCAUUUUUUUGUUUUCCCUGAUAGCUUAACUUUGAAAAAAUCAGAAAAAGAACUUUUUUCGGCAUUUUGAGCCGAUUUGGACAUUUUAUUCGACUUUUUUCUUCAAUUUUCUGUCCUUUGAAUCAAAUUUAGUGAAGGAUCCUAAAAGGUUCAAAUUUAUUCAAUUUUACAGCUAAAAGCGCGAUUUUUUAAUUUUUCUUUGACCUGUGUAAAUUAGAUUUCGAUAAUUUACUGGGAAAAUUUUUAGUGGUCACGAGGCUCGCCAAGGACUACUUGGAGAGGACACUAAAGUGGCCACUAAACCCACCUCUUUAGUGGCCACUAUUUUCCGUUUUAGUGGCCACUUCAGUAGUUUUUCAUCCAGUAUUCCUUCCAGCAACUCUGAUAAUUUCAAAACAAACAGAUUGGACCAGUUAUUUUGAUCCAUUCACCCCUUAAGUGGCCACUAAAAUGUUCAUUGGUCUAGUAGUAGAACUUAGACCUCUAUAAUGGCCUCUAAUAUUUAACCCCUUAAGUGGCCACUAAUUUGACUACUAUAGUGGCCACCAAAACGUCAAAACCCUAUAGUGACCACUAAACAGUACUUGCCAAAUCGGUUAUAAAAAUUCAUAAUUUUCAUGACGGUUCCGUAUAGAAAACUGUAAUUUUUUUCAUAAAAUUGUUUUUUUCUUGGAAUCAGAAGCUUUGAUCCGAAUUUAACUGAUAGGAUUAAAUUUUAAAAAAAAACUACGAAUAACGAGAUUUACAACGCCUCCUCAUUUGAUUCCCCAGACCGAUUAUCAUUGAAGCUUUCGCCUACUUGAAAAAAGAUUAUCUUCCCUUCUUUUUCUUUGUUUUUUUCACUUUUGUCUGUUUUGUACCAAUUCCGGUUGGAUAAAGGGAUUUUGUAGGAUCGCGUGAGGUUUUUUUUCCCCUCGCUCUUGUCUAGAAAUUUCGUAUUUCUCUUCAUUCUUAUCACUGAAAAUGGCUUCCAAAACGGAUUCUGAUUUGAAUUUACUGUCGAUUUGCGGCGUCUUGGAUGAUUCUCUUUAUUGGUGAGUUAUUGGGAUAGUAUGGUCGCAUUUGGAAUGGCUCGAGAUGCGUUGCGGUCAGGUUUGAACCUCGACGAGUUGAGCCAUUCCCAGUGCGACCAAGAUUAAGAAAAUUGAGAAAAGUUUUAGAAAAAAAAAAGUUAGAUGGUGGCGUUUGGAAUGGCUUGAGAUGCGUUGCGGUCGCGGUCGAGUUAAAGUUCCAAAACCGCCUCGCGACGGCGACGCGUUGAGCCAUUCUCAGUGCGACCAGGUUUACAACAAUUCAUAGAAGAAAAAUUAGGAAGUUGCGUUUUGAUAAAAAAAAAGAUUUUUUUCGGUAGCACUGUGGUUUGAAUUCUGAAAAAAAUGGAGAUUGGUUUUUAGCAGAUAGAGAGGUGCUCAUUUUUCCCGAAUUUUUUUGACAAAACUAAUCAUAAAAUAUUUAAUCUUGAAAAAAAUAUCUUGAAAAUUUCCUUAAAGUUCCACCUAAUUUAUAAUUUGCUUCGAACCCAUCAAAACAAUCAAUUUCACUUUUUUAAUUCGCCGCGGGGCGCAUUUACUCUCCCAAUCGGCUAUUAUCAUUGACGGACCGAUUUAAUCGGCCAUGAGAAGGUAUAUGAACGAGAAGAAAGCGAAAACAAUGAGAAAACUGUACGGAAAGUCAGAGGAAAUAGCUGGUUUUAAGGAAAAUUUUGGUUUUUUGGGGUUUUUACGGAAAAUUAUGGAUAAAAUUUGGCGUGAAAUGAGCUAAUUUUUACUGUUUUUUUCUUCUUAGCGGUUAUCGGAAAAAAUUUGAGUCCUUAGUUGAAAAAAAAAUUCAUUAUUUGGUCGCAUUUGGAAUGGUUAGGCGCGUCGCGGCGUACUGAAAUUUUUGAAAAUUCCCUUUUUUCGGAUCUUCUAAUUCUACAUUUUUUUUUUUUGAAUUAAUUUAUCAAAAUUAUGAAUUUAUAAAAAAAUAAGCAAUUCCAAAUGCGACCUUUUCCGAUCCAAAUCGCGAAAGAGCGAAGUCGUUUCAAGGUCGGGUGCAGUAAAAAAAAAGCAUUUUCCCCCGUUUCAUAGACUUUUUUUUUGGAAAAGUAAAAGAUUACGACGGUUAGAAUGAAAAUAACAAAAGUAUCGAAAUGAGCCAUUCCAAAUGCGACCAUUUCAUGACAAAAGUUGGAUUACCGGUUCCGACCGUACCCUUUAAUUUCUCCAGUAUAACUGAACUUGUUUGACUUUUGCAUCCCAAUUAUAAUUGGCCUCCACAUCAAAAAAGUUGUUUUGCGAAGGUUCAUUUUUUGUUUUUUGUACACAAAGUCGUUUUGUUCUGGAGAAGAAGAAUACAAGUUUUUUUUGGAAGGGUCAUUUCGAAACGAAAGUUCCUUCUUUUGAAGAGAUUGAGUUUUGUAGCUUUUUUCUAUGAGAAAACGUAUUGAAAUUAGCGAAAGUUAGAGAUAAUUGGAGAGGAGGAGAGCGCAGAGAUAUGAGAUCCUUUUUUACCUGUCUGGUGUCUCUUCUAAUCCAGUUCUCUAUAACCUUGAGUCUUUGAGCUUAGAAAACAAUUUCAUAAUCAUGAGAUUAGAGAUCAAGGAAUCGAAUGAGAGCGCAGACAUGCGAGAUAGUUUUCUAACUGUCCGGGUGUCUCUUCUAUUCUCAUGAUCUAUAAUCUUACGGCUUUUUUCUUCAAUUUCAUUCAGUGUAAAGAAGGGAAAGCUCAUGAUGUUAAGAAAAUUUAGAGACUAAGAGAUUGGAGGAGAGCACAGACAUACAAGAGAAAUUUGACUGUCUGGCUCUCUCUUCACUCAUCGUAGUCUCUCGCUCUGUUUUAUAUUUUUCUAAUUUUGAAAAUGAUUUAUUUCUCUAGUUAUUUUAAUGAUCUUUUUUUUGACCAAACCUGGGCUCUCUCACUUUUCCAUACUAUCUAACUUUUGAUGAUUCAGAUAUUUUUCUAUGAAGUUUGAGUGUAUUUUGAUAAACUGUCUAUAUGCCUAGACCCUCUCAUUUUUAAAAACUGUCUAGUUUUUGAAUGAUUCUGGACACUUUUUUUUGAAUUAUAUCUUCAUAAGAAAAGAAAAAAUUGAGUCAUGAAAAACCCAAUUUUUUUUCUUGACUUGAAACCGUUUCCUGUGCUUUUUGAGACACACAGGGCCGCGAUUCUCCCUAAUGCGCCUGGUUUCGUUUCCUUUUCUUCUUCUUCUUCUUUCUUUUUCGGUCCCUAUUCAGCUUUUCCAGAAGUUUUUCUCGCUAUGUGUAUUUUUUUGGGGUGAGGUUUCGUGUACUUUUUCGAAUUUCGUUGAGGAUUCUCUGAAAAAAAUCUAAAAAAAUUUUUUUACCUAUUUUUUUCCUGUUUCUUGGGAAGUUUGAAAAUAAUGAACGUCAACUUUAUAAUAAUAGUGCUAAUGCAAUAUUGUUCUCUGGAAUAACAGAUUUUUUUAGAAUUUUGUCAAGAAAUCACUUAAAUGAUCACUUUGGGAGUGAAUCUUCCAGUAAAAUAUCCUUUUUUUGGAUUUUUUUUUUUGACUAAAUGUUUUCUUUCUUUAUGAAGAUAUAAUGAAGAUACAUCUCUCAACGAUUUUUUUGAACUACUUUUUGAAAUUUUAAAACCUGCAAAAGAGGUCUCAGAGUGAAUUCUCAACAAAUCAAUUGUAUAAAUCUCAUUUUUUUCGGUUCAGAUCCCCUUUUUAAGUUUCGGAAUCUUCCAGGAAAAUCUCUUUUCUUUGAAUUUUGAUCUGUUAGUAUUGUAUUAUAUCCUUAUUUUUUUUUUUGCAAAAUUUGAUAUUACAGUGACUCGCCGUCAGCCCCGACUCUCGUCCGACAGUUGUGCCUCCCGGGUCUCAGCACGUCUGCGUCCUUCGGCGGCACUGUUCCCUCUUCCUCGUCGUCGAACUCGGCGUUCACAGCCGUCGGCGCCGCCACGGGCCUUGGCGGCAGCGGAAAUCUCUUUUCCACUUCCGGAGGACACUACUCGGGAAGCAGCUCAUCGCUUGUUCAGGUGAAAAAAUAACCGAACUUAAACUAGUUGUCAGUGGAGCGAAAUAGGGUUAGAAAUUAUAGCCGCAGUGAGGUUUAAUGAAAGAUUAAGGAUAAUCCAGUCCUUGCUGGUCAGGUAUAAGACUUGAAGUGAGGUAGCUGAAAAACAAGAUGGUCUUGUGGGGACCUAAUAAAAAUCAGUUGUCAGUGGAGCGAAAAAGACUUGAUAGUGAUAGCCGCAGGAAUGUAGAAUAGAAGCUCCUUAACUGAUCAGGUAAAAGAUUUCGAGAUCGAUAUGAACUUGGGGACAGAACCCAAUCAAAAAUUGUUGUCGGUAGAGCGUAGAAGGGUUAGAAAUUAUAGCCGCAGUAAUUUUAAACAAAAGCAUGGAUUUCAAUCCUCGCCUGAUCAGUUGAAUAUUUGGAGAAAGUAACUUCAAAAUCAAUAUGAACUUGGGGACAGAACCCAUGGGUUGUAAUCAAACUCAGUUGUCAGUAGAGCGAAAAAGACUUGGUAAUAAUGGCCGCAGUAAUUUUAAACAAAAGCCUGGAGAGAAUCCCAUUCUCGCCUGAGUAUCAGAUUAAGAUAAAUUUAUCUCAAAAUCAAGAUAAACUGAUUCAAAAAAAAACCGUAUCAAACUCAAUUUUUAUCCGUGGAGCGCAAAAGCCUUGGCUAAAAUUUGCAGCUGUUAAAUUUCUUUAUCAAUUCUCAGUUCAAAACUUUGAAGAUCUAUGAAAUAUUAGAGUAAACUUUCCUGAAAUCACCAAAUUGAACUCAGUUAUCCAUGGAGCUGAAAAGCCUCGGAAAAAAUAGCCGUGAUCAGAAAUUUUCCAAAAAAUGAGAACACACUUUUUUGGGACGCAUAUUUGAUGGAUUUGUGGGGAGUUUCUGAAAAUGAGGUCUGGAUUUUUCAUAAAGGAUUAUUAUAAACUCAAUUUUUAAUCUUAUAUGGGAAUAGGAAAAAAAUGAAAGAAAAAGAAGCUCACGAAAAAAUGAUGCAACCCCCCCCCAGACACAAUUUUCCUCAACAUUUCACAACCUGGACCAAGUUUUGAAAUAAUGCCGAGAAAAAGUUGACCUUGGUCCAAGCACGACACGAUCCCACACCGAAUCAUGAUUGUCAUGAUGAACCAUCUGAUGUCAUUCUUUGACCAAAUAUUUGCCCAAUGUAUUUAUACCAGGCGGGGUCUGGAAAAAGCAACGGAAAAACACAAGAACACACGCUUUUGAACUGUGGUUUUGCACGGUUUGAGGUCACUUUUUGGGCCCCUGGAAGUGGUUUUUUGAGCUGAUAGUUUGGAAAAAGUUGGAAAAAGAGCUUUAUUUUCAAGCUUUCACAUGCCAUUUUUGGACAUAUUUCGAAAAUUUUCCGCUAAUUUUGUACAAUAUUAUUCUUUUUUCAACGGAAAACGUAUCAUUUCAAAAAGUUCGUCGAUUUAAUUUUUCGAAAUUUCUGGUUCUACCAUUUUUAUCUUGACCUUUUUUUAUGACAAACUUGAACCACGGAGCUAACUCUCGCAUGUGAAAAAUUUUUUCAAUUGCACCCGACCUGAAACUACUCGAGCUCUGUGGUAUCAAAGAUCAUGCCGCAACGCGUCAAGCCAUUCCCCAUGCGACCAAAACUCUAAAACUUGUGGAAAACGGUCAAUUUCACUUGUAGAAUAGUUACCAGAACUAAAAAAAAAGUCCGAUUUUUCCACGUUUCCAUAAUUUAUCUCAGUCGGUGAGAGAGAAGAGAGCGCAGACGGGUCAGACGCUGUUCAAAGUCGGUCUGAGAAAAAGAACUCUUUCAAGGUUUCAGUGGAAAAUUAGAAGAGGAUGGUUUUACCCAAGCCGCAUUUGGAAUGGCUUAAAUUUUUAAUCUCCAGUCCCUCCAUGACCAGCAGACGGUUCGAUUUGAUAAACUAGUAACUUUUGAGACUUUGAUAGGACCUCCCAAGAUGAUCAUGUUUGAAAGACGCAUUUGGAAUGGCUCAGAAUUCAUCUCCUCCAUUUCCAGGCACUCCACGGUCACCGUAAUCCGGCUCUCGGAAGUACCAACACCCUGACGAGGAGCUAUCAUCAGCCAACGUCUUCAUUGGCUUCUUCCUCGUCGACGAACCUUUUCGGAUCGACUUCUUUCCAUCAUCCGACGAGUGUCGCCUUGCCUACCGGCGGAAGUCCUUCUCACGCUCCCUACGAUCGCGGUCCGUUUUUAUUUUAUUUUUAUUUUGUUUGAACCUUUUUUCCUAACUUCAUUUAGACAUGUAGACAUGUAGACAAGGGGGACGUCUUGAAUUUAAAAAAAAAAUAAAAGAAAUCGGACUUUUUUAGAGGGUUUUUGAGUAGUUUAGAUAGAGGAUUUGGUCUUAGAUUUUGAAAAAUCUUCAUAAAAUUGGAAGUUUUUAGAUCAUUCUUCAGUAAUCUUUCGUCGUUUUUCUCAACCUUUUUGAAAAAUUCCCACAGUAAUACUUACAGUAGUCCUCAUUAGAAUAAGCUGCUAAAUUGAGCCUCUUUACAGAAGGAAGUACAGUAAACUUCUUCCCCUUCUUGGUGAUUAUUUUUUUUUUGGAUCAAACGGGCUCAAAAACCGAUCAAAACAAAAGUCAUUUUUGAUGCGUUGGCAAGGCAAUUAUUGUUGUGAAACUGGAUAUUUUGUCGUUUUCAGAGACUUUUUAGGGUCAGAAUAUUUUGAAAGGCCUGUUUUUUGGUUUGAUGGCUUUAUUUUGAAGUCAAAUUUGCUCUAUUGAUAGUUGUCUUUUUGAAAAGUUGGAGCCUGGCGGUUUCUAUAAAUCAUGAAUUUUGGUGGUUUUUAUGCCUCUUAGUUGCUCCAAUGCCUCUUAGUUGCUCAUGGCCAAGUUGCUCUAGCGAUAAAUGAUUCAAAUUUGAAAAUUUGGCGCUUUUUUCCGUGUAACAGUUGCUCCAAAGAGAAAAUCUUGAAAAUUAGAAAUUUUGGUCGUUUUUGUCAUGCCCAAGUUGCUCCAAUGAGAAAAGUGAAGGAACUUCAUCUUUUUUGUCAUGUCUAAGCCGCUCUAGCGAUAAAUUGAUCGAAUUUGAAAACUUGGCGUUUUUUUUCCGUGCAGCAGUUGCUCCGAGGAGAAAGUCUUGAAAAUUAGAAAUUUUGAACGUUUUUGUCGUGCCUAAGUUGCUCCAUUGAGAAUUUUCCUUGAUACUUUCUUUUUUGGCUCAUUUUUCCCCUCAAAUUUGCUCCACGGAUAAAUUUCACAAUUUUUCGUCAUCCGGGAUGAAAAAGCUUGUUUUCAUCAGUCAAACUUGCUCCAAUCAGAAAGUUUCGAAAAUGCGGAAUUUUAUUCUAAUUUUUCAUGCCGAACUUGCUCCAAUGAGGAUCCACUUGAAUUUUUCUUUUUUGGCUCAUUUUUCCUUCCAAAUCUGCUCCAGGGAUAAAUUUCACAAUAUCCCGUCAUCCAGGAUAAAAAUAGCCUUGUUUUUAUCAACAUAACUAAUGGGAAAAAAUUUGGGGUUUCGGCCAUUUUAUCGUGCAUAAGUUGCUCCAAUGAUAAUUUAUCUCUUUUGGCUCAUUUUCCCUUACAAAUCUGCUUCAGGGAUAAAUUUCACAAUAUCCCGUCAUACCGGAUAAAAAUAGCUUUGUUUUUUUUUUGUUGUUUUUCAUUCAUUCAUUUUGAAACCGACCUGUCCCGUCACGUCAUUUUUUUUUCAUGAAGAAAAAGGGGAUUCCCCUCUAUGUCUAUAUGGUGUAAAGUGUUCAGAAACGACGCGAAACAUUUUUACGAUUCGCCCCCCGAAAAUUGUUUUGUUUGUUUUUCUCACGGCCCUACUGUUGAGGCGUGAAAUUUCAUGUUGCGGAUCACCCUUUUUUAUUUUGUGAGUCAUUUUUUUUGGAGGUUUCAGCAAAGGUCUUGAGUUUUUUAAAGCUUCUAGGGGCCUUUUCAAGCCCAAAAAUUGCGCUCAACCCUAAUUUUUCCUUAAUCCGGGCUUACUUUGGUCAAAAAUAAAGCUUAAACUUUAGUUCCAUGAGAGGUUUCUAAUUUAGGAAGUUUGGAGAUGUGACAACCGACGUUUAAUCUUCUUUUCACCCUUUUUCCUGACUUUUGCACUUUCUUUUCAGCUAGAGUCUAGUUUGGUUUAAGAGGAUUUUGUAGGAUUUUGUUGUAUUUUCAUUAAAUCUCUUAGAAUCGUUCAAAAGCGUUUUCAAGCCAAACUCCUUUUAAUUUCAAUCGAAAAGCCAAUGAAAGUAUGUUCAUUCGAUUUUUAAGACAUUAAUCAAAUUUCAAGUGAGAAAACGCUUUUUUGAAGCCAAAAAGUUGAUAAACCCCAACUUUUGAGCCCUUAAUAGUUUCAAAGACCCCAAAAAGUCAACCUUGCUCCAAAAUGGUCCUCACAAGCCAUCUGCCCCUUCACAAGACAAUCAAAUUGGACCCAAAAUCCUUCUUUUUCGUGAUUUUGCCAGCUUCUCAAGGGCCUCUAAUUGUCGAUCUCCCAAUUGGCUUUAUUGGGAUUUCAGCCUGAAGCUUAUUUUGGACUCAAAAGAUUUUUGGAACGUCUCAAAAUGACCUUAUGAACCACGAAGGAACCUUCAAAAUCAAGCAAAUCGCACAUUUUUCAUCGUAUUUUUACUUAUUUUAAUUUUUUCGAUUUUUCUCAAAAUGAGAAACUUUAUUCAACUCAUUAUUUUCUUUUAGGACACUUUUUUUGCACUCUUGAAGUCACUCAACGUCAAUUUCUUCAUUUUUGCAGCCCCACCGGAUUUAUUUAAGCCGCCCUUAGGCCUCUUUCUAAUAGGAUUAAUAAAGGGUGAGAGAAAAAAAAAAUUUCCGUUUCGGAUUAAGUUUUUGCAGACCAAAAUACACAUCGAUUUUUUCUUGUGCAAAGUUUUGGAUGUUUAGUUGGACUCAUUGUUAAGCGACCACGUCGGUUUUAGCCAUUCCAAAUGCGGCCAUAGAGAUGUGAGGCCUUUUGAAAAUGUUUCCCAAAUCUAGUAGUUUUUUUUGAAAUUGGUUCUUCAUUUGAAACGGGUUCUCCGCUGCAGUUAGACUACUUGUCUCGGUCGCAUUUGGAAUGGCUUUUCUGGACCGCAAUGCGACCGCGACGCAUUGGAACCAUUCCAAAUGCGACCAUAGAAAUACGAGUUUUUCCUGGUUCAUUUGGAUCCUUAUGGAAGUUUUUCUUUCAAACAAACUUUUAGGUCCAGUCGGACUACGUGUCAUGGUUGCGUUUGGAAUGACUAUCUUUGUCCGCAGCGCGACCGCGACGCAACGGAACCGUUCCAAAUGUGGCCUCAGAAGACUAAUGGAGCAUUCUAA